GUUGUGUAAAUAGGUUCAACUUUUUUUUGCCACUCCACAAAUAAAAUAAUUUUUAAGAAAAGUUUAGAAAAUAAUUUUCGAAAGUUGAAGUCUUAUUGAUUAGUUUGGUUGGUGGCCAGCACUUAAAAUACUCGAAGAGAACACUGCCUAUUAAAUAGCCAAAUCUUGUAAUAAAAUGAACGGAACAACGCGUAUCGUCUCUGCGACUGUGAAGACCUUCUCGAAAUCUGCAAAUCCGGUAAUGCAGUCCCCAAAGAAGGUGGUGAAGCCACCUCAAACGCCUCAGGCGACGCGAAGAACCAUUUCGACCACUGGUUCUACUUCUGGAGUCACUUCGGUUUCGGGGGCUUAUCAUCAUGAACCGGGAAAAGUGCCAAUGGGUGUGCCUGCUGUUACUGCUACGAUUGCGACGGGAUUGCUAAUUGGUGCUGGAAUUUCGAAGAACAUUGCCAGUUUCUUGGAGGAAAAUGAACUAUUUGUGCCGAGCGAUGAUGACGACGAUGACUAGAAUAUUAAAAAUAGCUAUUCGAAUAUAUUAUUCUGUCAUUAUCAAUCAAAAGUAGAUUUUAGGCUUAUGAUGUGAUGAUUAUAAUUAUCAGUAUGUAAAAUGGUACUUGAAAUGGUUCUCAUAAUUAUAAGUCGGUAUUAAUUACGUAUUAUUGAAAAUUGAGGAAUUAUACCUCGCAGAAUCGAAAAUAGGUUAUAUGUAAGAUGAGCAUCCUUAUAAAUCAGAUACCUCAUAAUUUCCUGAUUAUUUUAGGGAGUCACUUCGAUGAACCCUUAAAUCGGCCACUUGAUUUAAUUGAUUGUGAUAAUACGACAUGUUAACAAAGAUGCGUAAAGACAUUAUUAUUGUAUUCUGUAUUAUUACUUGCUUUAUCCGUGUCUAGUCUGUGAAACGAUCGUCACAAAUUAUGUACUUACUUGAGGUAUUUCUUUUAGUAUUACUUGUGGUUUACGUAAAUCAUUUUAAAUGUAUAUGCAUAGAAUUUUGUCCUCGUAUAAAAUAAGAAGCAAUAAAGUUUACCCGUGAAGAAAAGA
Molecule: messenger RNA, 1041 nt
Organism: Folsomia candida
Lineage: Eukaryota; Metazoa; Arthropoda; Collembola; Entomobryomorpha; Isotomidae
Gene: EMRE
Product: essential MCU regulator, mitochondrial
Exons: 4
Coding region: 176-508 (110 amino acids)
Biological process (GO): calcium import into the mitochondrion; mitochondrial calcium ion homeostasis
Cellular component (GO): uniplex complex; mitochondrial inner membrane
Source: RefSeq, a predicted model, not a curated record